This is a messenger RNA of Trypanosoma brucei brucei TREU927, 342 nucleotides long. RefSeq lists its product as hypothetical. The transcript has a single exon. The record is from RefSeq and is a predicted model, not a curated record. The coding region runs from base 1 to 342 and encodes 113 amino acids. NCBI's taxonomy places the organism in Eukaryota, Euglenozoa, Kinetoplastea, Trypanosomatida, Trypanosomatidae.
AUGGACGAAGAGGUCGUGCUACGGGGAGUUGAAGAUAUUACGUGUCGGUGCGUAUACUCACAUGUAUAUGUAUACGCGCGUGUGUGUGUAUUCGGAUACGUUCUUCCUUCUUCUUCCGUGGUUUAUAGGGGGACAUUGGCGAUGGAGUGUACAUUUGGAGUGCAUGAAAAAAAAAACAAAAUGAAAAAAAAUAAGUGUUACCUUAGAGGGCAAACGAUCGGUACACGCGAUACCGUUUGCGGCGUGAUGUGUCUAAACAUUCCCCCCCGACACUGUUAUUGCAGCUUUUUUUUGUUUCCAUUUUAUAACCCCUUUUUACUGUAUUUACUGUUAUCUUCAUGA